AUGCACAAGGAUAGGAGGAGCCCCCAUCAGAACCAAAACCAAAAUCAAUUGCCCCGUCGAUCGCAAUCACUUGUCCUCCUCAUCCACAGCUCCUUCUGGCUUCUCGACACAAUUUGCAAUCGCCUAUGCCAAGGAAACUUCCAGUCCUUUCUCGCAACCUUCUUCCCACCGUCGCCCUCAGAGCUGCAAAGGCAGCUCGCAGUCACGACGUCUUCCACAAAGAAAAGAAAACUUUCGCCCCAGCAUAUUCCAGGCCAGAACUCCGAGAACAACCCUGAUAUUCCCCUGAACUCCGUUGAAGAUCGUGAAUCACAGUCACCCAACGACCUUCCCCGGUUCGACAUCCCUACCACCCAGGAAUCAGGCCUUCCUCUUCCUCCACACAUACCUUCGCAUCUACAGACUGAGACCUCUUUUGGAAGUUUCGACCAUAACAUCUCUUCUACGGCCAGCUCUCCGAGCGCAGCCUACGCAGGCCUCUCGCUGGAAGGCGAGAGAAGUGGGGACCCUUCAGCCUCAGAAAAUUCAAGACGUUCGCUCGCACCUCUCGAUCAAGACACAAGAGCCCAGUCACCGGUGCGUCUGUUCUCACACAGGGCUAUUAUGGGCGGUGCCGCAGAUCUCCCACAGAGGUCGUCGUCGCCACUAAAGAGACGAGCCUCGGAUCUGGACGGCGAGGCCCAGUCAAGCCAGAAGGAUGAUGUCGAUAUGAUCACUGUUCCUCCAUCCGACCCUCCCGAAUCUGCAGAUGCGUCGACAACUGCAACUAGCAGCAAGAGAGCACAGUCAGUUGAUAUGCUAAGGAGCGAGGACGAAGACGCCGUGGCUGAUGUUUCAACGGAGGAAUCCCCGGAUGCUACUCCUGCAAAGACAGCCGAAACAGAAACCCCUUCUAUCGAUGCCCAAAUCAAGACCGUUACGACGAUUUGCGAGGCAGCCGCAGAAUGCCAACCCAGCGAUGGAGAGAAAAUGUACCUGGUAUCGAAGAGAUGGCUCAGCCGUGUGCAGAUUCGAAGCACAGAGGCUAGGAAGAAUAGCAAGGUCGAACCCGAAGGCGAGAUAGGACCCAUCGACAACUCGGAUAUCAUUCAGCAGAUUAUCAAGGAUUUCGAUGGAGAAGAGCACGUCCAGCUGAAGCCAGGAACAGGUCAGGCCGACUUUACACUAUUCCCGGAGGAGGCAUGGACCAUGGUGUUUGAUUGGUAUGGGUUGAUGGCAGGUUCAGUUCCCAUUGUUCGAUUUGCCCACAACACGAAUCCGGACAAGACUGGGAUACCCAAUGUGAUAUUCGAAUUCCAUCCCCCGAUUUUCACCGUUCACCGGUUAUACGGAGAAAACAACCCGAUAAACCUGCCCCAAAAGCUGAAGGCCACGAACCCCCCAGCACCGAUCCUCGUCUUCAGCAGAUCUACUAAGUAUCAUGACUUUUUGAAGAGAGUUAAGACGGUGGCUGGAAUGACAGAUAUGUCGAAGAAAGUGCGCCUCUGGAGAGUCCCAAGAAUCCAACCUGCCGCCGAACCAGUUCCGGCCGUGGCGAAUACUGCGACACCCCCUUCUUCGAGGCCAAGCUCACCUGCAGCCGGUAAUGCCGCUGGACCAGUUCAAAGGCAGCCGCAAGACUCAUGGACCCAGCUUCUCCUUGAUGUUCCCGAAUUUGUGAAGCUGGAGCGGGGUAAUGGAAGAGAAUUGGUCGAUCUUCCUGACCAAACCGGAAAUGCAAAAUAUAAUGGUAGCUCGGAUUUGUCCAUUGCCGGCUUGGGAGACGAUCAAACGAUUGUGUUGGAUGAACUGAUCAGUCCAGGUGGCGACAACUACGUCUCAAAUUACACAGCCAAGGGGAACAAGUCAACUUCGACAGCUCUUACACGAUCUGGCGCAGGCCAGUCGAAUAGUCAGUCAAAUAGUGGUCGGAACAGUCCAGCACCUUCAGGCCCAAUGACACGAGGUCGAACACAAAAAACCGGUAGACCAGUUGGAACGGUUGGUCUGAGCAAUCUUGGCAACACCUGUUACAUGAACUCGGCACUGCAAUGUGUUCGGAGCGUAGAGGAGUUGACUAAGUACUUUCUCACUGGAGCUGCAAAGAACGAGAUUAACCAGGAGAAUCCCCUGGGCAACAACGGAGACGUUGCUUUGGCCUAUGAGAGACUUUUGGAAGAGAUCUACAAGGAUCCCCCACCUACGUCUGUUGCUCCGCGAUUUUUCAAGACUACCAUCGGCCGAUACGCACCAUCGUUCUCCGGCUAUGGACAACAAGAUUCCCAAGAAUUCCUUGGAUUCCUUUUAGAUGGAUUGCAAGAGGAUUUGAGCCGUGUAAAGAAGAAGCCAUACAUCGAAAAGCCCGAUUCUACAGACGAGAUGGUGAACAACCCCGAAGCCAUUCGAGAAAUGGCCGCCAAAGUCUGGGAUAUUAGCAAGAAGCGUGACGACUCUGUUAUCUCGGAUCUCUUCACUGGCAUGUACAAAUCGACACUUGUCUGCCCCAUCUGUGCUAAAGUCAGCAUCACAUUCGACCCGUUCAACAACUUAACCUUGCAACUACCAAUUGAGAACACCUGGUCUCACCAAGUUUUCUACUUCCCGUUGAAUCACAGACCAAUCCUGUUUGAUGUUGAUAUGGAUAAGCAAGGUAGUAUUCUAGCUUUGAAGCAAUUCAUUAGCAAACGAGUAGGUGUUCCAACAGAGAGAUUGUUCGCUGCCGAGGAAUUCAAAUCAAAAUUCUACAAGACGUAUGAUAACUUCGCAGUCGCAUCAGAGGAGAUUGGAGGCAAUGACAAUGUUGCAAUCUAUGAGCUUGAAUGCAAACCUACCAAUUGGCCCUCGCCCCGGAAGCCGAAGCAGAAGAAAAAGUCGAUGCUAUCUUUCAAUUACGGCAACCACAACGAUUCCGAUGAGGAUGAUAUUCCUAAUUGGGACGACCCUCUGGCUGACCGGAUGCUCGUUCCCGUCUUCCACCGCCAGCCGAAUUCUGAACGCACCUCAAGAUACAAUAGCAGGAAGCCUUGGGCCAUCAUGGGUGCACCCCAUUUCAUCAUUCUUACCCCAGAGGAGGCAAGAAACGAGGAGGCUAUCAAGCGCAAGAUCCUUGAAAAAGUGGCCACAUUUUCAACAUCCCAGGAACUCGCUGAAGACGAGGAUGAUGUCGAUGAAGCCGAGGCCAGUGCUGCUGACAGCGUUGACCCGGAUAUCGUUCUUACCACUGGUUCAGAUGCCGAUUCUUCUGGAGGCAGCAAGGUUGUGGCCACUUCCAUCGACGGAGAAGAUGAGCUCGUAGAUGUCACUAUGAAAGACUCAAACGGCGCUCAGGAGCCAUCGGAAACCACUGCCGAACCUUCGAAAUCGUCUGAACCAGUGAAGACUAUUGAACCUCCACCAUUCAAGCGACGACGUCCGAAGUUUGUCAAUCCAAGAUCUUAUCUGAAUCCAUCGCUUCAGAAUAUGUUCGAGAUUGGCUUUUUCGCCGGCUCCAAGGAAAUGAUUCCGUCAGGUUGGAAUGUUGUUGAUGAAGACAAGAUCUACCCCUCAAUUUCAUCACGGAAUCCACAAGUUUACCAACCCAUUGAUGAAGACUCUGGAAAUGGAUUUGAAGACGGUCGAACUGGAUCCGAAAGCAGCGAGGAAGGUGUUUACACCAGCAAUAGCACCAGUAACGGCUUCUCAAGCGCGACUCGUAUGGUUGAUGAGACUAGCGAUGAAGACGAAGACGUCAUACCAGCAAUAGCCCCUCAAGUUCUUCCUGUCCGACCGGCCGGACCAAGAUCCGGGGUUAAAGUAGGUCAAAGACGACGCAAGCCUAAUCUCAAAACUUACUCAAAAAAGGGCAACCAGGCAAAUCGAAAACACCAAGUCAUGGACGAGUUAGAGCCAGACGCGCCCGACGAAGGUCCUCUUGUACGGUUAGGCGAAGGCCUCGUGGUCGACUGGAACCCGCAAGCUUGGGAGACCUUGUUCUGCGGUCAGCCAGGCGACGAGAUGCGGGGUGAGUCUACAUGGGACAAGAUGCCUAGGUUCGAUGAUCCUGAGCUCGAGGCCAAGCGGAACGCACUCAGACAACGACGAAAGAAUGGCAUCACCUUGGAUGACUGUCUGAAUGAAUUUGGCAAGGAAGAAAUUCUAUCAGAAAUGGAUACCUGGUAUUGCCCCAAGUGCAAAGAGCACCGGAGAGCCACCAAGAAAUUCGAGCUCUGGAAGACACCUGACAUUCUGGUCAUGCAUUUGAAGCGUUUCAGCUCUAGCGCAAUGAGACGUGACAAGCUCGACGUUUUUGUUGAUUUCCCAAUCGAGGGAUUGGAUCUCACAUCGAGAGUUAUUGAGUCGGAAGAGGGCAAGCAAGAGAUUUAUGACUUGUUUGCCGUUGAUGAUCAUUGGGGUGGACUUGGUGGGGGGCACUAUACUGCGUUUGCCAAGAACUUUGUCGAUAACGAGUGGUAUGAAUAUAAUGAUUCCUCGGUCUCAAAGCAGAAAGACCCAUCACGAGUUGUCUCUCAGAGUGCUUACUUGCUCUUCUAUCGACGACGAUCCGACGUCCCACUUGGUGGACCAAGAUUUCAGCAAAUUCUUCAAGACUUUGACAAUCCUCCUGACGCCCCAGCCGACGACAUCUCGGAGUCGGGGGAAGACCAGGGCCUCGUCGCAAACUCCUCCCUUCGUGGGUCGUCGAGCGCUUUGACAGGAGUAGGAGCAGCUCACCAUCCUCCAAAUGGUUCGGAUGGCGCGGCGACGAUGACAAUAAAUCCAUCGGCCCUUGAUUUGCCUCCCUACGAAGCCCACGACAGCAAUGAUGACGGCGUUCCGCUGAUAGACAAGGAGGGUACCAUGGCAUGGGAGUCGGUGCACCGCAGCAUCGAGCCUGCUGAUGAAGCUAUUGAAAUGGAAGACAAUACGUACAAUCCCCUCGGUCACAUGUUCACAAAUUCUAACUGGAAUUUCGCAAACUUGGGAGCAAACUCACGGGGAGACCAAAUGAUAUCGGGAACCGGUUCAGAUGCCGACGAGGAUGGUGCAAGUGACGUUGUACAGCACAAUUCUUCAGCAGGUGCAAGUGAUGUUGCUGAGCGUAUGCAAGACUUAGCAGACACAGAUGCCGUAGAUGAGGAUGGCAACUCCAUUAACCAAAGCCCCGUGCCAGACCUGGACGAAGAAGGCCAGGCAGCCAAUAUUGCUUUAACAGCCGACUUGCUGGAGAACAUGCAACGAGCUGGCAACAUGCCGAUCUUCCAAGCUACCCCUCAAUUCGAAGUCGACGACCGUCUGGAGGUAGAGGAACCAGAGGCGACUGAGAUCCAUCUUGACAAUGAUUCCGAGGACCUCAAGAUGGAUUGA
Hyaloscypha bicolor E is the source of this 5322-nucleotide messenger RNA. RefSeq names its product UCH-domain-containing protein. Gene Ontology annotation, biological process: protein deubiquitination. Bases 1 to 5322 code for a protein of 1773 amino acids. Lineage: Eukaryota; Fungi; Ascomycota; Leotiomycetes; Helotiales; Hyaloscyphaceae. Gene Ontology annotation, molecular function: cysteine-type deubiquitinase activity. The record is from RefSeq and is a predicted model, not a curated record. The transcript is spliced from 6 exons.